ACUGACUGCUUGGUCCCGCCCAACGAGACACGCGGACUAGAAGAAUAGAAGUUGCUACAGUGUAAUAAGUGAUUUGUGUCUCUCUAUUCUGAGACCGUUUUACCUUCGUCUAAAACCCGCAGCGCAGAAUUAAAGUUCCAAAAUUGUAACACGCGGUUUGUUUUGAUACAUUUUAGAACGUUUUUGCUCCAGUCAAACGCCAUAGCGCAGCACUGUAACAAAGUAGUUUGUCUCGCGACGGUCAUUGUGCAACCAGUGGAAUAGAAGGAGAACUCGGAGUGUUUGCGGUUACCAGCCUAAACAGUCCCGAGGAGACGAUUUUGGAUGGUGUUUUGUGAGCGUUCAAAGGGAAUGAGAGUAAACGAGGGAAGCACGCUUUGAGCACUGAAGCGUUCGAGUGGCCAGUGCCAUGAAACUGAAUCCACAGCAAGCCCCGUUAUAUGGCGAGUGUCUGUUGACUGUCCAGCUCUGUGAGGAAGAGUGUGUCGAGGAUGAGGAGGAUGUAGAGUUUUACCUACUCUUCGCUGGCUCCACCCAGAGGCACAUUUCCAGCACUUUGAAAGUCAGCCAUGUCACGCUGCAAGCCGUGUGCCCAGCUCAUGAUCAGAGUGAAACAGUGCGGGUCACGCUGUGCCAGGCCCGGCCGGGGGGCUCAGUGGACCCUGUUGCCGAGGAACGCUUCCAGUUCGUGCAGGACCUUGCCCUGGACAUGGCCCAGUUCCUAGUGAACACGGUUGGGAAGAAAGAGGGAGCGUUACUUCUGGACGAGUGUCAGAUCCCCCUGAAGGAGUGUGAGAGGUUGGAUGAUGCCCUGGCUCUUGCUCUUAGACAUCUGCCUCUGCCGGCGGGCUGGAGCGUCCUGGGCACAGACUGGGACACGGGCACUUGCACAGGCUUGAGAAUUGAACCUGGACCACAAGACACACUUUUGCACUUUGCGGCAAAGCGCGGGCUACGCAAGGUAGCACUGUUUCUCCUCCAACAACCUGGAGGAAGAGAGGCCCUCCGACUUCCCAACAAACAGGGUCGUACGCCAGCCAGGGUCGCCCAAAAGAAAGGCCACACGCAGCUCCAGAAACUGCUGACGGAGGUUGACAAGCUGCCCGAGUUGGAGACGAAAACAUCC
Carassius auratus (goldfish) is the source of this 1126-nucleotide messenger RNA. Its product is annotated as A-kinase anchor protein 13-like. The transcript has 6 exons. The annotation marks the transcript as partial. NCBI's taxonomy places the organism in Eukaryota, Metazoa, Chordata, Actinopteri, Cypriniformes, Cyprinidae. Gene Ontology annotation, molecular function: MAP kinase scaffold activity. Gene Ontology annotation, cellular component: membrane; actin cytoskeleton. Gene Ontology annotation, biological process: adrenergic receptor signaling pathway; positive regulation of canonical NF-kappaB signal transduction; regulation of Rho protein signal transduction. The record is from RefSeq and is a predicted model, not a curated record.